Messenger RNA from Aethalodelphis obliquidens (Pacific white-sided dolphin), 2244 nucleotides. RefSeq names its product epoxide hydrolase 1 (gene EPHX1). Gene Ontology annotation, biological process: arachidonate metabolic process; epoxide metabolic process. The transcript is spliced from 9 exons. Bases 473 to 1945 code for a protein of 490 amino acids. Lineage: Eukaryota; Metazoa; Chordata; Mammalia; Artiodactyla; Delphinidae. Gene Ontology annotation, molecular function: epoxide hydrolase activity. The record is from RefSeq and is a predicted model, not a curated record.
CGUGGCUUUGGACUUCUCAUGGGCAAUACUAGAAACUAGAAUAUGGUGGAGCAAUGCCUUCAAAAUUCUGAAGGAAAACUGUUUCCAUCCUGUUUAACUGUAUUCAUCCAAACAGUUAAAGGGAAAUAUUGAAUAAAGACAUUUCCCAGACACAAUUAGAUUAGGUUUUACUGAGGUGGCCCUCCAACCUCAGUAUCUUGAAAAAAGUUUAUUUUUUGCUCAAAUUACAGACAGUUGUGGCUCCUCAGCAAAUCGCCAGGGGCAGUAAUCUACUCCACAAUGUCUCAGAAAUUUACCUCCCACAGAACCUUUUUCAGGAAGUCACUCAAGGAGGUGUUCCUCUAAAAUGGAAUGAAUCAAGAAAGACGAAGACAUGGGAUAUAGGAAGUGGAUACCUAACAUAGGAGACAGCAGGAAGGAAUCCCCAGGAUGGUGGUGAAGGGGGAACUCAGAUGACAGCUGUGCCGCAGGGAUGGAGCCACCAGACCAGACCAGAGGAGUCAUGUGGCUGGAAAUACUCCUCGCCUCAGUGCUGGGCUUUGUCAUCUACUGGUUCGUCUCCAAGGACAAGGAGGAAACUUUGCCACUUGAAGAUGGAUGGUGGGGGCCCGGGGUGAGGCCCACAGCUGGGGAGGACGAGAGCAUCCGCCCAUUCAAGGUGGAAACGUCAGAUGAGGAGAUCAAUGGUUUGGAACUGUCUUCUGGAAACAAACUUUCUCUUGUGCUCUGCCUCAUUCACCUUCUCUACUUGGGGUCCUGCAUUUUGCUCCAGGAUUUACACCAGAGGAUUGACAAGGUCCGUUUAAGCCCACCUUUGGAGGACAGCCGCUUCCACUACGGUUUCAACUCCAACUAUCUGAAGAAAGUCAUCUCCUACUGGCGGAAUGAAUUUGACUGGAGGAAGCAGGUGGAGAGUCUUAACAGAUAUCCUCACUUCAAGACUAAGAUUGAAGGCCUGGACAUCCACUUCAUCCACGUGAAGCCCCCCCAGCUGCCCUCCGGCCAGACCCCAAAGCCCUUGCUGAUGGUGCAUGGCUGGCCUGGCUCCUUCUACGAGUUUUAUAAGAUCAUCCCGUUCCUGACUGACCCCAAGAACCAUGGCCUGAGCGAUGAGCAUGUUUUUGAAGUCAUCUGUCCAUCCAUUCCUGGCUACGGCUUCUCAGAGGCAUCUUCCAAGAAGGGCUUCGACUCAGUGGCCACUGCCAGGAUCUUUUAUAAGCUGAUGCUGCGGCUGGGCUUCCAGCAAUUCUAUAUUCAAGGCGGAGACUGGGGAGCCCUGAUCUGCACCAACAUGGCCCAGCUGGUGCCCAGCCACGUGAAAGGCCUGCACUUGAACAUGGCAUUCAUUUUAAGAAAUUUCUACACCCUGACCCUUCUCCUGGGACGGCGUUUUGGGAGGCUUUUUGGCUACACCAAGAGGGAUAUGGAGCUGAUGUACUCCUUAAAGAAGAUCUUCUUCAACUUAUUGAGGGAGAGCGGCUACCUGCACAUCCAGAGUACCAAGCCGGACACCGUAGGCUGUGCUCUGAAUGACUCUCCCGUGGGACUGGCUGCCUAUAUUCUAGAGAAGUUUUCUACCUGGACCAAUCCAGAGUUCCGAGACCUGGAGGAUGGAGGCCUGGAGAGGAAGUUCUCCCUGGACGAUCUGCUGACGGGCGUGAUGCUCUACUGGACGACAGGCACCAUCACCUCCUCCCAGCGCUUCUACAAAGAGAACAUGAGGCUGGACAAUAGGCACGAGGGGAUAAAGGUCCACGUGCCCAUGGGCUUUGCUGCCUUCCCUUGUGAGGUAAUGCACGUCCCAGAAAAGUGGGUGACGUCCAAAUACCCGAAACUCAUCUCUUAUUCCUACAUGCCCCGCGGGGGCCACUUUGCUGCCUUUGAGGAGCCAGAGCUGCUCGCCCAGGACAUCCACAAGUUCGUGGGGCUGCUGGAGCGGCAGUGACCCCGGCGGGGGCCGGCUGUCACCUCGCAGGCAGCCCCUGCCCUGGCAUGGCAGGCUUCCUCCCGACACCCACUGUUUUCCCCGGAAGCCCCCGGUCUCCCAGCCCAGCUCCCAGUAGAAGUGAGGCUGGCAGGGAGGCCCCCUCCCAGUCCUCUGUUGGCGGAGUUGCCCCUUUCCCCAGGAAUGUGCUUGCUUCCAUCCCCUGCCCGUGCUGGGACCCCGUGCUCACCCCUCCACACACACUCCCCACACACUUUGUUAAGCAACAUGGCUUUGAUGAUAAAUGAUUUUCCUUCUAA